UAAAAAAUUAGGCUACAUACAUUAUUUAUAGUCUUAUUGAAAGAGCCCAAAAAGCAAAGUGUUUUUCUUUCAAUCAUUCAAUUCAAUCAACCUACUCCAAUCUUCCUAAUCUUUUUUUUUUUCCCUUUCUUGUUCAAUUAUUCAACAGAAAAAAAAGGCAGAUAUAUAUAUGGCGAAGAGUUCAUUCAAGCAAGAACAUGAUCUUGAGAAGAGACGUGCUGAAGCUUCUAGGAUUAGGGAAAAAUACCCAGAUAGGAUUCCGGUAAUAGUUGAAAAGUCCGAAAGGAGUGAUAUUCCCAACAUCGACAAGAAAAAGUACCUUGUCCCGGCUGACUUGACAGUUGGACAGUUUGUGUAUGUCAUUCGCAAACGAAUUAAAUUGAGCGCAGAAAAGGCGAUUUUCAUAUUCGUCGACAAUGUUCUACCACCAACAGGUGCAAUUAUGUCUUCAAUCUACGACGAGAAGAAGGAUGAAGAUGGGUUCCUUUAUGUUACCUACAGUGGAGAAAACACAUUUGGGGACCUUAACUUUGUGUAACUAUCAUGGAAGGUGACAUUGGAUCAUUUGCACUGUUAUUUUCGCCGUCCAUCGACAAUCAACACUGAUGUGUUCUGCUAAUAUUUCACUUGCUGCUUCCAUCUUCUAUAGUUUUUUAGUAGUAAAAAGUUGUGUAUAGUUCAUAUCUAUGUAUAGUUCCAAGAAAACAAAAUGCUAAAAUCUUCUGGCAAGUGAUCUUAAUAAACAGUUGAAUUCAAUCUCA
Messenger RNA from Capsicum annuum, 761 nucleotides. Its product is annotated as autophagy-related protein 8f. Lineage: Eukaryota; Viridiplantae; Streptophyta; Magnoliopsida; Solanales; Solanaceae. The transcript has 6 exons. Bases 170 to 538 code for a protein of 122 amino acids. Gene Ontology annotation, biological process: cellular response to nitrogen starvation. The record is from RefSeq and is a predicted model, not a curated record.